ACUUAGAAGAGUAGAGGUGUCUUCUUUGGGUGUGAUGAGAGACAGAUACAUAUUAAGGAAGUGGUGAAGUCUUUCUGAGUUCUCUGUUUGUGUGAAUAAGUCAUGGACACCAAAGGAAGACUGGUUGCUGGUUCUCAUAACAGGAAUGAGUUUGUUCUCAUCAAUGCUGAUGAAGUUUCUAGAGUAACAUCUGUUAAAGAAUUGAGUGGACAGAUUUGCCAGAUCUGCGGUGAUGAAAUAGAAAUUACUGUGGAUGGGGAGCCUUUUGUUGCUUGCAAUGAAUGUGCCUUCCCUGUUUGCAGAUCUUGCUAUGAGUAUGAAAGAAGAGAAGGCAAUCAAUCAUGUCCACAAUGUAAAACCAGAUACAAGAGAGUUAAAGGGAGUCCAAGAGUGGAAGGAGAUGAAGAAGAGGAAGAUAUUGAUGAUUUGGAAAAUGAGUUUGACAUUGCAAGCAAUGACAGGAGAGACCCUCACCAAAUUGCUGCAGCAGUGUUGGCGGCUCGCCUUAAUAUUGGCCGGGGUUCCCAAGUCCACGGUUCCGGGAUUAGUACACCGGCUGAGUUUGAUACUGCAUCCGUGGCUUCAGAGAUCCCUCUCCUGACCUAUGGGAAAGAGGACGUUGGCAUUGCAUCUGAUAAACAUGCCCUAAUUAUUCCCCCAUUUAUGAGUCGUGGAAAACGCGUUCAUCCAAUUCCAUCUUCUGAUGCCUCCAUGUCAUUUCCUCCCAGGCCAAUGGAUCCUAAGAAAGACAUAGCUGUAUAUGGGUAUGGAACUGUUGCAUGGAAGGAGCGAAUGGAGGAAUGGAAGAAGAAGCAAAAUGAAAAGCUUCAGUUGGUGAUGCACGAAGGAGGACAUGAUGGCGGGAACAAUGAGCCAGAUGAUUCUGAUUUGCCUAAGAUGGAUGAAGGAAGACAGCCACUGUCAAGGAAGUUGCCUAUUCCUUCCAGCAAGAUAAAUCCAUAUAGAAUGAUUAUCCUACUCCGUCUGGCGGUUCUUGGCCUGUUUUUUCACUAUAGAAUUCGUCAUCCAGUCAACGAUGCAUAUGGAUUGUGGUUAACAUCUGUAAUAUGUGAGAUUUGGUUUGCCAUGUCAUGGAUAUUGGAUCAGUUUCCCAAAUGGCAUCCGAUUGAGAGAGAAACAUACCUUGAUCGAUUAUCACUGAGGUAUGAGAAGGAAGGGAAGCCAUCUGGGUUAGCCAAUCUAGACAUCUUUGUUAGUACAGUUGAUCCUAUGAAGGAGCCUCCACUUAUCACUGCAAACACGGUGUUGUCCAUCCUUGCUGUAGAUUAUCCAGUCGACAAAGUUUCAUGCUACGUCUCAGAUGAUGGUGCUGCCAUGCUCACUUUUGAAGCCCUUUCAGAAACAUCUGAGUUUGCAAGAAAGUGGGUCCCUUUCUGCAAGAAGUUCAACAUUGAACCCCGGGCCCCAGAGUGGUACUUUGCUCUGAAAGUUGACUAUUUGAGAGAUAAAGUAGAUCCAACAUUUGUCAGGGAACGUCGAGCCAUGAAGAGGGAUUAUGAAGAGUUCAAAGUUCGGAUAAAUUCCUUGGUUGCCACAGCACAGAAGGUUCCCGAGGAGGGUUGGACAAUGCAGGACGGGUCUCCAUGGCCUGGGAACAACGUACGGGAUCAUCCUGGAAUGAUUCAGGUUUUCCUUGGGGAAAAUGGUUUUCGUGAUAUUGAAGGCAAUGAGUUACCGCGUUUGGUUUAUGUGUCUCGUGAGAAGAGACCGGGCUUCGAUCAUCACAAAAAGGCUGGCGCUAUGAAUGCUCUGGUACGGGUGUCAGCAAUAGUCUCAAAUGCUCCUUACAUACUCAAUGUUGACUGUGAUCACUAUAUAAACAACAGCAAAGCACUUCGAGAGGCAAUGUGCUUCAUGAUGGACCCCACUUCAGGAAAGAAGAUCUGUUAUGUACAGUUUCCUCAAAGAUUUGAUGGGAUUGAUCUUCAUGAUAGAUACUCAAAUCGCAAUGUUGUUUUCUUUGAUAUCAAUAUGAAAGGUUUAGAUGGAAUCCAAGGGCCCAUUUAUGUUGGAACUGGGUGUGUCUUCCGAAGGCAGGCUCUUUACGGAUAUGAUGCUCCUGUCAAGAAGAAAGCCCCAGGGAAGACUUGUAAUUGUUGGCCAAAGUGGUGCUGCAUAUGUUGUGGAUCCCGAAAGACUAACAAAAAAGCAAAAUCAAGUGAAAAAAAGAAAAAGAACAGGGAGGCUUCAAAGCAGAUACAUGCGCUAGAGAAUAUUCAGGAGGGUGUUGAAGGAAUAGAUAAUGAAAAAUCAUCCCUGAUGCCCCAAAUAAAAUUUGAGAAAAAAUUUGGACAGUCGCCAGUUUUCAUAGCUUCUUCACUUAUGGAAGAUGGUGGAGUUCCCAUGGGAACAAGUUCUGCAUCACUCUUAAAAGAAGCCAUACAUGUCAUUAGUUGUGGCUAUGAAGAUAAAACGGAAUGGGGAAAGGAGGUUGGGUGGAUUUACGGAUCUGUUACAGAAGAUAUCCUAACAGGUUUCAAAAUGCAUUGCCAUGGCUGGAGGUCAGUGUAUUGCAUGCCCAAAAGGCCUGCAUUUAAGGGUUCCGCUCCUAUAAAUUUGUCUGAUCGGCUACACCAGGUGCUUCGAUGGGCCUUGGGAUCUGUUGAGAUUUUAUUGAGCAGGCACUGUCCCAUAUGGUAUGGAUAUGGGUGUGGUUUGAAAUCGUUGGAGCGCUUUUCGUAUAUCAACUCGGUUGUAUAUCCUUUGACAUCCAUACCCUUAAUUGCUUACUGUUCCUUGCCAGCUGUCUGUCUCCUUACUGGGAAGUUUAUUGUCCCUGAGAUUAGCAACUAUGCAAGUAUUAUUUUUAUGGCCCUCUUUCUAUCCAUUGCGGCAACUAGUGUACUCGAGAUGCAGUGGGGGCAUGUCGGCAUUCAUGACUGGUGGAGAAAUGAACAGUUCUGGGUGAUUGGUGGUGCAUCAUCGCACCUGUUUGCGCUAGUCCAGGGUCUGCUCAAGGUCUUGGGUGGAGUCAGCACAAACUUCACUGUCACAUCCAAAGCAGCAGAUGAUGGAGAGUUUUCGGAUCUAUAUCUUUUUAAGUGGACUGCGCUAUUAAUCCCUCCGAUGACCUUAUUGAUCAUAAACAUAAUCGGAGUUGUAGUUGGAGUUUCUGAUGCCAUUAACAAUGGUUACGAAACAUGGGGUCCUCUGUUUGGUAAGUUAUUCUUCGCCAUUUGGGUCAUCGUCCAUCUUUACCCAUUCCUAAAAGGUAUGGUGGGAAGAAAUGACAGGCUUCCCACAAUCAUUAUCGUGUGGUCAAUUCUUCUGGCAUCCAUAUUCUCGCUAUUGUGGGUCAGAAUAAACCCAUUUGCUUCCAGAGGUGGUAUUGUAUUAGAAGUUUGUGGGUUGGAUUGUGACUAAGAAGAUACCUUGCACAAAUAGGUUUAGGAUGGUUUUAGUUAUAUAUAGAAAGCUGUUUGGGCAGAGGAAGUGUCUUUCAAUUGAAGAGCAAGGCAUCCCCUGGAAUGAGAAGUUUCACAAGGAUGAAUCGUCUUGAGGCGAAACAGAAGAACUGAAGGGCAAUCCUGGAAGAUUGUUUGCAUGUAGAUACAAAGGGAUUUGAGGUCUGACACAUUAAUUGUUUUGCAAAAUGUUCAUUAAUUCUUUAAAUACAGGAUUGGGUUGGAAGGGGGAUUGUUUUGUAUCAAGGUCUGUCUGUAAACCCAAGAAAACAUAAUAAGGUCAGUUUGAUUCAUUAUUCAUCUUCCCUUGUCAAUAAGUGGGUUGGGGUUGGUUCAUAUAGUGUCAUCAAGUCAUGUCUUGUUGUGCAGUAUUAAGAGAAAGUAGCUAAAAUGUAGCUCAAGUAAUUCUGUAAUGUCCGAGUGUUUAUCAAACAAGGCAAAUCUUCUUGUAUUUGUUAUUUAUUUAGAGCAACUUAACUUUAAAUAAAGCCUGUGAUUUAUUUUAUGUGCAGAGAUUUUGGUUU
Fragaria vesca subsp. vesca is the source of this 3949-nucleotide messenger RNA. Its product is annotated as cellulose synthase A catalytic subunit 6 [UDP-forming]-like. Lineage: Eukaryota; Viridiplantae; Streptophyta; Magnoliopsida; Rosales; Rosaceae. The record is from RefSeq and is a predicted model, not a curated record. Gene Ontology annotation, cellular component: plasma membrane; trans-Golgi network. The coding region runs from base 103 to 3384 and encodes 1093 amino acids. Gene Ontology annotation, biological process: cellulose biosynthetic process; plant-type primary cell wall biogenesis. The transcript has 14 exons. Gene Ontology annotation, molecular function: cellulose synthase (UDP-forming) activity.